CCCAUUCGCACCAAUCAAUUCCACCCACCACCAACUCCCUCCUCCCAAUCACACAGCAAAAGAAAAGGGGAAAAAAUUAAUAUAAAAGAAAACCAGCAAAAUGCCCCACACCUCGCGCAAAAAACACCCUCACCUCAACAACACCUUACAAGCGCAAAAACGACUCCAAAUCACCGACGCCACUACCGGCUGGACGCAUGUCACCACCAGCGGCAAAGCGCGCCGCUGUGCGCGCACCACCACAUCCCAAUCACCAACAACAAAGGAAGAAUCAGAAACAACAGAAACAUUCCACCCCGCCGAAGCCCCACCCACCACCACCCUCGACUCCCUCAAAUCCCAAUUCACUCAGAUCCAACGCACAUGGAAAGAUUCAACUACGUGUGAUGUGGUGGGGAGGACGCUUCACAAUAUCCUCCUUCCUCAAUUUCAAUUACAACCACGAGAGUCAAAUACGGAUAAUUCACAAUCGCAUACUACAACAGAGAAUAAGAAUAAUGGAAUAGGAACAGGGAUUGAUUCCAUCAUCUGCAUCGGUCUCGGCAGUCCGAGCGGAUUUCUUCGUGGAGGAUGGGUCGAUCGGCGAUUAGUUUCGCUGUAUCAGUUGGCGGCGUUGGUGGAUGUCAUUGCCUCUAUUUCAUCCUCUUCUUUUGCUGAUCCAACAAUAAAAACCUACGCCCAAGACCCUGUCUUCAAUACCCUCGAUAAAUCUCUUCUUUCCUCCCUCGACAUCACCGUCCUCGAGUCUCCCCUCGCUUUCGACAAAGUAUCUCCCCGUACAUUCCUCUUCUGUCCUGGUGCGGAGCGUACACAUCUUGAGCAGUUAUUAGCGCUGGAUCCGGCGUUUGUGUUUGGGGGGCCGUUGGAGGAUGUCGAGUCGGAGGUGGUGAGUGCGUUUGUGAAGAGGAGGGGGUCGGUACGGUUACCGCUGUUUGAGGCACAGGAACAUGCGUUCUGGAACAUGCGGGUUUAUUAUCCAUUGGAGAAGGAGGGGGAGGAGUAGUAUGCUAAGGUAUCAUGAUCUUAGAUGUGGAUGGCUAUCCAUUACCACAGAGAGAAUGAUGGGUGACCAGUAUGAUGAUAACCAUCUACUGGCUACACGCCUACGCUACGCCCCUUAUGCCGAAUCGGCAUGCAUGCAACAAGGGUCGUAUUGUCAGCCCUAUGUGGAUCACACCCUCACGCUAUAUACAAUCACGCCAAAUAGCACUUCGCGUAGAAUGGCGUCGUGACACUCAUCGGAAUGCCGCGCAAAUAAAUUACGGCAGCCGACCCAUGCACCAGCUCAAUAGAAUACAGUCCUAGGACAAAGCUCUAACACCGCAAGGAAGCACAGCAGAAAUCGAUCAGUCGUAAUGCAUCAUAACACAUGAUGUAUGUCGGAUAUGUUGUGUACAUUUCAUCCAUCAUCACUUUCAUCAGGUCUAGAGACGUAUCG
Molecule: messenger RNA, 1438 nt
Organism: Aspergillus eucalypticola CBS 122712
Lineage: Eukaryota; Fungi; Ascomycota; Eurotiomycetes; Eurotiales; Aspergillaceae
Product: SRR1 family protein
Exons: 2
Coding region: 101-1003 (300 amino acids)
Source: RefSeq, a predicted model, not a curated record